This is a messenger RNA of Pieris macdunnoughi, 558 nucleotides long. NCBI's taxonomy places the organism in Eukaryota, Metazoa, Arthropoda, Insecta, Lepidoptera, Pieridae. The record is from the annotation of a GenBank genome assembly.
AUGAUUAUUUUCUUCAAUUUACUAUUGUUUAGACACCUGUUAGUUAAAGAGGACUUAAUACGAAAGAUGUCACACCAGGUUUUUGUUUAUGGAACUCUCAAACGCAAAGAACCAAAUUACCAUUGGCUAACAAAUCCAGACAAUGGAAGUGGAAAAUUUGUAUGUGAAGGCUAUACAAAGAAUAAAUACCCUCUGAUUAUUGCAACAAAGUAUAACAUACCCUUUUUACUGUACAGUCCUGGUGAUGGGCAUCAUGUCAAAGGUGAAAUUUUCACUAUUGAUGAUAUGAUGCUUAGUAAACUUGAUAUAUUAGAGGAUCACCCAAAGUGGUAUAUCAGAGAAAUUGAUGACAUUAUUGUCAAGACACAAGGGACAAACAAAGAAGAAAUAAUGAAGUGUUGGGUAUAUUUCUUGAAAAACUUCAGAUCAGAUCUUUUAAGAAAACAGCUUUAUGACAACUAUUCCUCUAGUGGUGCGCAUGGAUUAAAAUAUUUGGAAAGGUCAAAGCGUGAUCCAAAACAUGAUUACUAUUCUGAAAUUAAACAUAAGCCUUCAUAG